This is a messenger RNA of Cuscuta campestris, 637 nucleotides long. The record is from the annotation of a GenBank genome assembly. Lineage: Eukaryota; Viridiplantae; Streptophyta; Magnoliopsida; Solanales; Convolvulaceae.
CUCUCACCCUAAAGCAACCAUUACUUCCCUUCGUCUCUCUACUCUCAAAUCGAUCGGAAGCUGAAAUGGCUCGCACCAAGCAGACCGCCCGGAAAUCCACCGGAGGCAAGGCUCCGCGGAAGCAGCUGGCCACCAAGGCGGCGAGGAAGUCCGCGCCGGCGACCGGCGGAGUGAAGAAGCCGCACAGGUUCCGCCCCGGGACGGUGGCGCUGAGGGAGAUCCGCAAGUACCAGAAGUCAACCGAGCUUCUGAUACGGAAGCUUCCGUUCCAGAGGCUCGUCCGCGAGAUCGCUCAGGACUUCAAGACGGAUCUGAGGUUCCAGAGCAGCGCCGUCUCGGCGCUCCAGGAGGCGGCGGAGGCGUACCUCGUCGGACUCUUCGAGGACACCAACAUCUGCGCAAUUCACGCCAAGAGGGUCACCAUCAUGCCGAAGGACAUGCAGCUCGCGAGGAGGAUCCGCGGCGAGAGGGCUUAGUUUCUCUGUUAAUUUUAGCUAGAGGUUAGAUUCAGGAUUGUAUGGCCGUUCUUCUUCAUCUAUCUCUCUCUGUUUAUCUGUUUCUCUUGGCUGCAACAGGCAAUUAGAAUACUUGGGAAUGUCCAAUCGAUUUCACGAACUAGUAAAUUCUAAGUGAUAUC